AUGGAUCGCUUUAAGUCUAUCUCAAAAUCCGGUUGGCACCCUAAUUCAUCUUCCGAGCCUUCCUAUGCCGGUGCCGCAGAAUCAAAAUCUUCCACAUCCAGUAGUGGUGGUGUCACUUCACGAUUAACAAAGAACUUUAAAGGGCUUGAUCAAGUGGCGGGAUGGGUGGGUAAAGGUGGAUCAGAGAACGACAGCACAGUCAAUGUACGCCCAGUCUCCACACUUCGUGAUCCCGCAAGUUUUGGGCCUCCACCGAAAAGGGUCACAAACACGCCAAUUGCAAGCCAUAGGGAGGAUUACCAGUUGAAUGGUGAAGCUUCUUUACCGACAAAACGACCUCCGCCUGUUCCGCCUCGACUGCCACCACGAGAUGAAUCUGUGCUACCACAACCACGGGACGUAACAGACAUGAGUACCGGUAGCAUAAGCACAUCUGCAGUGGAACGGCUUAGUAAGGCUGGGAUUUCGGUACCUGGAUUUAAUAUGGCCUCGGAUUCAUCAUUGGCUAAGAAACCGCCUCUUCCAAGCGGUCCAAGGCCUUCUGCGAGCACAGGUCUACUUAGAGUAGCCCCUCAAAGCGUACCUACCGAAGGAACAACUUUUGCGGAGAAGCGGGCGGCCGUGACUACAGCCAGUGCAUUCUACAGAAAUCCAGCUUCGGUUUCAUUAACAGAUGCCAGUGCUGCUUUGAGGACUGGGAGAAAUUUCCAGCAACGGCAUGGGGAUCAAGUUGCAUCAGGGUACAAAAAAGCACAAGAUAUGGGAUUAGACAAGAAAAUACAGGGUUACGGAGAGCUUUAUGCUUCAAGGACUGAGAUUGAGAGUGGAAGUUCAGCAGUGUCGAGGAAUUCCAUUCCCUUUUUUCCGCCAGCUUUGCCCGCGAAAAAACAACCUUCCCCUGAGCUCCCUUCUCGGUCUCCAGUUAUACAGGACGUCGUUCAGGAUCUUUCUGGACUCGGAAAGAAAAGACCUCCGCCGCCUCCACCGCCCAAAAAAAAGCCAGCACCCCCGCUACCAAUCAAACGAGCAUCCACUGAUUCGCUUCCUCACAAUGUCACUGCACCGCCCCCAAUAAUCCCACGCGCAACCCGGCCAUCUCACUUAAUAUCAUGCUCUGUGCUCCAAAAUAAUGGUCUCCCAACUCAAAUAUUCCCUGAAUUGCCAAGAGACCUCGAUCUUUGCCUCGAAAAAGCAUGGUUUUCAAAAAGUCCAAUUGAGCUCCCACCAAUUAUAAAGAGUAUAGAUGAAAAAAUGUAUUCAUAUUCCUGUUCAUGGGAACGUAGCCCUUCUGGGAGAACUAAGCAUACUGCUAUAUUGGCUAUACGAUGGACACUCAAUCUUUCUACUACCAAAAUCAAAGUCACUUGGGAUGCUUCCGCACCAAGUGUUACUGCUAAAGCAGAACAAAGACAUUUCUCUCCUCCGUCUUCUCCUCCGCCGUCGAAAGAAUGGGGAGCCCGGAUCAUUGGAUGGGUCAGAUCCAGAAUUGGUCAGCAGGUAGGUAAUGGUGAAUGUUGGACACUCGCUGCCGAUUGUUUUGAUAGUCUUCGAUCGGAGGACGAAGUUGCUGGAGAGCAGAAAAUAAUGUCUGCACAAGGAACAAGUUUUGGUAUCUGCAUAUUUUCCCAUUAUCCUUCUCUGCAAAACCAGCCUUCGGCAUUGCCCGGUACAAGCUUGCAGCCAGGUGAUGUUUUACAAUUCCGUUCUGCUAGAUGGGUUCGGAAGGAUUCUACCGGAAGGAUUAUUUUCGAAAUGCGAGCAGGAGUGCCGGAAGGCGCAAAUGGGUGCAAGGAUCAUACUGCUGUUGUUGAGACUGUACUGUAUGAUCCUCAGGGUGGAAUCAAAGUUGGUGUUUUGCAACAGAAUUCAAAUGGCGUGAAAACAGUUGGGAGGGGAGAAUAUAUACUGGGUACUGAUAUGGUUGAAGGAGGCGUUAGAGUAUUUAGAGCUGUGGCGGAUGAGUGGGCAAAGUUCGAAGCUGUCUGGUGA
Morchella importuna is the source of this 1989-nucleotide messenger RNA. RefSeq lists its product as uncharacterized. NCBI's taxonomy places the organism in Eukaryota, Fungi, Ascomycota, Pezizomycetes, Pezizales, Morchellaceae. The transcript is spliced from 2 exons. The record is from RefSeq and is a predicted model, not a curated record. The coding region runs from base 1 to 1989 and encodes 662 amino acids.